Bombina bombina (fire-bellied toad) is the source of this 5656-nucleotide messenger RNA. It is a transcript of the gene RB1CC1, whose product is annotated as RB1 inducible coiled-coil 1. Lineage: Eukaryota; Metazoa; Chordata; Amphibia; Anura; Bombinatoridae. Gene Ontology annotation, cellular component: Atg1/ULK1 kinase complex; extrinsic component of membrane; phagophore assembly site membrane. Gene Ontology annotation, biological process: positive regulation of protein phosphorylation; autophagy of mitochondrion; autophagy of peroxisome. The record is from RefSeq and is a predicted model, not a curated record. Gene Ontology annotation, molecular function: protein kinase binding; molecular adaptor activity.
GAGUCUUGGGCACAGCGAGAUUAAUUUCAGAUCUCGCGAUGUUUGAGCCACCGCCGGAAACAAGCUGUCUGUGUGAUGCUGAGUCGUCAACAACAACAAUAACAAGGGGAUCCUCUUGACUGGUAGCCAGACCCAAGCCGGUUUCUAAAUGAACUCACUAAAGUGUAAGAAAAGGAACUUGGAGACGUCAUCAUGAAGUUGUAUGUAUUCCUGGUGAACACUGGAACCACCCUGACAUUUGACACAGAGCUUGCAGUCCAAACGGUGACGGACCUAAAACAUGCAAUCCAGACAAAAUAUAAAAUUGCUGUUCAGCAUCAGAUACUUGUUGUCAAUGGAGGGGAGUGUAUGGCACCUGACAGAAGGGUUUGUAGUUACAGUGCUGGCACUGACACCAAUCCAAUUUUUCUAUUCAAUAAAGAGAUGAUUCUGUGUGAACGGCCCCCAGUUAUUCCUAGAACUACAUUUUCAGCAGAAAAUGAAAUGGAAUUAAAAGUAGAAGAGUCCCUCAUGAUGCCGGCUGUAUUUCACACGGUAGCCUCAAGGACACAACUUGCUAUGGAAAUGUAUGAUGUUGCAAAGAAGCUGUGCUCCUUUUGUGAAGGUCUGGUUCAUGAUGAACAUCUUCAACAUCAAGGCUGGGCUGCUAUAAUGGCCAAUUUAGAAGAUUGUACACAUUCAUACCAAAAGCUGCUUUUGAAGUUUGAUAACGCAUAUUCUAAGUAUCUGCAGUCAGUAGAUGACAUAAAGCUAAAAUUAACCAAUUUAGGGACAUCUGUUUCUGUCAUGGCCAAGAUUCCACUGCUAGAGUGCCUAACUCGACAAAGCUAUAGGAUGUGCUUAGGUAGGCUGGCAUCUUCUAGUGAAGGAGAUAUUGCUGAAAAGGAAAAUGAGAAGGCUACUGAAAUGGUGGACUGUGAUGAAGAUACAAAAUUGAAUAAACUGCCGCUUUUAGCUUCCCUCUCAAAGUCUGGGGAACAUUCAUCACAGGAAGUAACUAGUCCUGAAAACAUGGAUUCUUCUACCCAUAUUGUGGAGCAUUCCGAAGGUUUUUCUGUGGAUCUUCCUUCUUUCAAUGUUUCACUAUUAGAUUGGAUCAACGUACAAGAUCGGCCAAAUGAUGUAGAGUCGUUGGUCAGGAAAUGUUUUGAUUCAAUGAGCCGAGGAUUCUUAGCCAAUCAGACAAGGGCUGAAAACUUGAAAGAUCCAUCAGUAUUACCUGACUUGUGCUUGAGUCAUGCAAAUCAGUUGAUGAUAAUGUUAACUAACCACAGGAAACUGUUAGAUAUAAAACAGAAAUGUACUACAGCUAAACAGGAGCUUGCUAAUAAUUUACAAGUUCGUUUAAAGUGGUGCUGCUUUGUAAUGCUGCAUGCUGAUCAAGAUGGGGAAAAACUUCAAGCUUUGUUUCGUCUAUUAACAGAGCUUAUUGAGCGAGUCAAAAUAGUGGAAGCACUUGGUACAGUACCUCAGAUGUACUGUCUGGCAGUUGUUGAAGUAGUAAGGAGAAAGAUGUUUGUAAGACACUACAGAGAGUGGGCAAAUGCUUUAGUAAAAGAUGGUAAAUCUCUAUAUGAAUCUGAGAAGAUAAAGAGAGAAUCAUUUGGAAAACUUUUCCGAAAGUCAUAUUUACGAAACCGCCUUUUCAGAGGGCUCGAUUCUUGGCCUUCAUCUUUCUGUAUUCGAAAACCACGGAGGUUUGACAGCGAGCUUCCCGAUAUAUCUUUAAAUGACUUGCAGUUUUUGCAGUCUUUUUGUCCUCCAGAAGUUCAGCUUUUUCUCAGGGUUCCCUUACUUUGUAAUUUUGAGCCUCUGCACCAGCAUGUACGUGCUUUACACAACUUAGUGAAAGCAGCGCAAAGUUUUGAUGAAAUGUCACAGACCAUUACAGAUCUCUUAAAUGAACAAAAGGCUUCAAAUGGUCAGCUCUCACCACAAUCAGCAGUAACUUCACCUAGGAUUGAAAGUACAACAGACCUUACAGCUACUACCUCAUCUAAAACCCCUCCAUCAUUAAGUCUUCAGGCACCUAUAUGCCCCACUGAUGAAAUUCCAGGGGCAUUAGAAGAAUUGUCUCCAGACAGUAUCGAUGCCCACACAUUUGAUUUUGAAACAAUAACUCAUCCAAACACUGAACAGUCACUUAAACAGGGUUCCCUUGACUUGGACUCAUUGACCGAUAGUCCAGAGUCUGAUUUUAUGUCUGCAGUUAAUGAGUUUGUUAUAGAGGAGAAUCCUGUUUCACCGAACAUUAGUGAUACGCAAAGCCCAGAAAUGAUGGUGGAAUCUUUAUAUUCUUCUGUAAUUAAUGCAAUAGACAGUAAACGUAUGCAGGACAACAGGAGUAAAGCAAGAGAUGAUUGUAUAGAAAACAUCUCUCUUAAAGCUUGUGUGGAGAAAUGUAAAAUUGUUGCACAGGAAUCCCAAACCAAUCUGAGAAAUUUUAAGGAAGAUCUUUGCCGUUUAAGAACACUUGUACAAAGAGAACAAAAUGACUUUGCAUCUGCUAUAAAAUGUGUUUCAGUAGAAAUUUUAAAUUUGAUUGAAGAAAUGAAAGCUUCCAUUGAAACCACAGUAAAGGAGAAACAUUUAGAGGAAUUACAAACAUUAGAAAGGUCAUAUGAGAAAAGAUUGUUGUUAGCUAAAGAAGAUUUUGAUGCAAACGAGAAAAAGAUUGCUACCUUGCAGAGUUAUCUAGCAGGACUACAAGAAGAUUUACAGAAUAAAGACAAUGAAUUUUCUUUGGUUAGAAAUGAAAAUGAAGCAAUCCAAUGUUUACAAAUUGAAAAGGAUGAAAAAUUGUUACAUCUACAAAAUGCAAUGAGGGAGCAAACUUCUGAAAUUCAAAAUCUGAAACAAUUACGGGAAGCUGCAUUAGAUGAUUUCAAGAAACAUCAUGCUGAAAAUGAAGAAAAACUCAAGCAACUAAGGGAUGAAUUUCAAAUCUUAGAGAAAACGAAUUUAUUGGAACUUGAAGAGAAUUUGAAACGUAAACAUGCACAAGAGCUUGAAGAUGUAAUCACUGACAACAAAUAUUGCUUAGGAGAACUGGAGAGAGAGCAUAAUCUUAAAACUGAACAGCUACAAGAAACUUGCACGGAGUUAGUGCAAGAGAAAGACCGUCAGUUACAAGAAUUAAAUCUAAGAGUUUCUGAACUUUCGGAAAUAAGGUGUAAAUUGGAAGUUGAAUUGGCACUAAAAGAAAAAGAAAUCAAUGAGAUAAAAUUAUUACUUGAAGAAAACAAAUCACAACAAAAGGAUAACUUAGAAUUUCAACUUGAUGAGAAAACUGAUGCCUUAAAAAAAGAAAUAAUUAUGUUGAAUAAUUUGAUUGAAGUCCAGAAAGCUGAAUAUGAAAGUGGACAAAGAGAACUUAGAACUUUAUUGGAAACUGAGAAAGAUCUGUGCAUUUCAGAACUUUUAACAAGGCAUGAAUCAGACACAAAUUUAAUGCAAGACAAUAUUAUUGAGCUGAACUCUGUAAAUAAACGAGCAUUAGAAGUUGAGCAUAAAUUACGCAAAGAGAUAAGUGAACUAAAAUGCAAAUUAGAUGAUAAUCUAAAAGCAUUUGAAAAGCAAAGAGAACAUCAAGAAAUGGCUCUAAAUGAACAGAAAUCAAAAUAUGAAGUGAUCAUCCAAACAUUUAAAGAAGAGCAGGAACACAUUUUGGCUGCUCCCAAGCAUGAAAAAGAGUUACUCUUACAUAAGUUUACAUGUGAGAAAGAGGAACCUGUGCAGCUUGCUUCAAAUGACUCAGAGAUGCAUAAAGAGCCUGUUGAAAAGAAACAGCAACAAAACCAGAGUACAUCUAGUUUAGUAACACUUGAAAAUGCACAAAGUUUAGUGUCUGAGCUUCAAGAAAAGCUUGAGAAAGAAAAACUUACGUUCACCGAGCAACUUGAACAACAUGAAAGAAAAAAGAUGGAAGAAAUGCAUAACCUCAGGAUUUCUCUGAUUGCAGAACAGCAGACUAAUUUUAAUACUGUUUUGACAAGGCAGAGGCAGAAAAAAGAAAACAUCAUUAGUGAGCUCAGUGAUAAACUGAAAAGUAUCACACAGCAACAAGAUAGAGAUAAAGAUUUGAUUGAAACACUUUCUGAGGACCGAGCCCGUUUGCUUGAAGAGAAGAAAAGACUUGAAGAAGAAUUAAAAAAUCUGCACAUGCAUAAUGUAGUAUCUUCAAGUCAUGUGGCUGCUAUGACUCAAACAAGUGAAGCUUCUUCACCUGGCUUCUCUUCUGAUAUAGAGAAACAAGUGUGUGAAGCCACUAUCCUAGAGGAGGAAAGAUUGGAAAGCACAAUGGAGACGAGCAUGGUGUCUGUUCAGGAUGUAUCAUUGUCUGAAGAAAAACAGAAGAUAAUGUUGCUAGAACGAACAUUACAGUUAAAAGAAGAGGAGAAUAAAAGAUUAAAUCAGAGAUUGAUGUCUCAGAGCAUGUCUUCGGUUUCAUCUAGGCAUUCAGAGAAAAUUGCAAUCCGAGAUUUCCAGGUUGGAGAUUUGGUUCUUAUUAUCUUGGAUGAACGGCAUGAUAAUUAUGUGUUGUUUACAGUCAGCCCAACUUUAUACUUUCUGCAUUCAGAAUCCCUUUCUGCACUAGAUCUUAAACCAGCUUCUGGUUCAUCGAGACGACCAUGGGUUCUUGGAAAAGUUAUGGAAAAGGAAUAUUGCCAAGCUAAAAAGGCACAAAACAGAUUUAAGGUUCCACUGGGUACAAAAUUUUACAGAGUCAAAGCAGUGCCAUGGAACAAAAAAGUAUAGCUCAACAAUAACUGCUAUCAUAUCUAUUUUGUAGCUGAAGUUACAAUACCUUUCAGAGUGAAAACUACAGGCCAUCUUUUUAUACAAAGGAUUGAAUAGCAGUUAGCCCUCAAUGGUGUUGUAUAUUUACUUUUUUUAAGGGUUAUGUUUUAGAAAUGUAAAUUUAACCAGAUAAUUCUUCAUAUUUGCCCCAUUUUUUUACCCUGAUUUAGAAAUGUGGACCAAAAUGAGUUCAUUUUUCAAACAGCACAUCAUAAUUUCUUCCUGGUAAAUAUUAAUUAGCUUGUACUUUGGUGUUAAUUGUUAUCAUUAUUACCAGCAUUUGUCUUUCUGUGUAAAGUACUCACUCUUCAAAGCUUAAUUUAUAAUCUGUAUAAAUCUGAUAACUAUUUGAAGAGGAGUAUUCAUGGCAUGCUGAUAAUCAUUAAUUUCUUCAGUAUCUGUUUGCAUCUGUAAAGCAGUUAUUUGGACUUGUUUCAUUACUAUAAUAUAGCUUGUUAAAAAAAAAAAAAAAAAAGAAAAUAUAAAUAAUAAAUAAAAAAAAAUUUGACCAAAUGGUCUUUGAAGUUUUCCAAUGCACUUUUGAUUGAUAUUGUGGUCAUUCUAAAGGGAAGGAUGUAUAGGGCAUCAAUCUACAUAUACUGUGCUAAAGCAUUCACAGCUAUACAGAAAUCUUUUAUUAUGUUAAAUCAUAUUGAUAAAACUGUAUUUUAUGGUUGAAUUUCAGACAAAAAAUACAUUGUAUAUUAACCAUACUUAAGCAGCAAAUUAUUGUAUUGCAAAAGACUUGUAGAAUUUUAAAACAAUAAAGAUUUAAAACUGUAAAUGUUUGAAAAUCUUUGUUUUUAAAAAAAUAUGUAUACUGUAAUAUAAUAAAACAUGUUAUUAUUGUGCAUAA